AUGAAUGAACAGACUGAACAUGUGAGAGGGAGCUACGCCCUCUUCCUCAUGAGGAGAGAUGAUGUGAGACGGAGGGAGGAGCCAGAGAGAAACAGCGAACAGCGCAGCGUCACCUGUCCGAGGAACUCCAUGUUUCCCGGAGGAGUUGCCCCGACGCCUCUUACUGGUGGAAGUGCGUCCUUCCUGACUCCUCCCAGCUUGCCGCCCGCGCCGCCACACAGCAGUAAGCAGAUGGGCGGCGUGGCUGUCAUUACUGUGGGAGUGGGCGGCGUGGCUGUUAUUACUGUGGGAGUGGGCGGCGUGGCUGUCAUUACUGUGGGAGUGGCCGGCGUGGCUGUCAUUACUGUAGGAGUGGGCGGCGUGGCUGUUAUUACUGUGGGAGUGGGCGGCAUGGUUGUCAUUACUGUGGGAGUGGCCGGCGUGGCUGUCCUUACUGUGGGAGUGGGCGGCGUGGCUGUCAUUACUGUGGGAGUGGGCGGCGUGGCUGUCAUUACUGUGGGAGAGGGCGGCGUGGCUGUCAUUACUGUGGGAGUGGGCGGCGUGGCUGGCAUUACUGUGGGAGUGGGCAGCGUGGCUGGCAUUACUGUGGGAGUGGGCGGCGUGGCUGUCAUUACUGUGGGAGUGGGCGGCGUGGCUGUCAUUACUGUGGGAGUGGGCGGCGUGGCUGGCAUUACUGUGGGAGUGGGCGGCGUGGCUGGCAUUACUGUGGGAGUGGGCGGCGUGGCUGUCAUUACUGUGGGAGAGGGCGGCGUGGCUGUCAUUACUGUGGGAGAGGGCGGCGUGGCUGUCAUUACUGUGGGAGUGGGCGGCGUGGCUGUCAUUACUGUGGGAGAGGGCGGCGUGGCUGUCAUUACUGUGGGAGAGGGCGGCGUGGCUGUCAUUACUGUGGGAGAGGGCGGCGUGGCUGUCAUUACUGUGGGAGUGGGCGGCGUGGCUGUCAUUACUGUGGGAGUGGGCGGCGUGGCUGUCAUUACUGUGGGAGUGGGCGGCGUGGCUGUCAUUACUGUGGGAGAGGGCGGCGUGGCUGUCAUUACUGUGGGAGUGGGCGGCGUGGCUGUCAUUACUGUGGGAGUGGGCGGCGUGGCUGUCAUUACUGUGGGAGUGGGCGGCGUGGCUGUCAUUACUGUGGGAGAGGGCGGCGUGGCUGUCAUUACUGUGGGAGUGGGCGGCGUGGCUGUCAUUACUGUGGGAGUGGGCGGCGUGGCUGUCAUUACUGUGGGAGUGGGCGGCGUGGCUGUUAUUACUGUGGGAGUGGGCGGCGUGGCUGUCAUUACUGUGGGAGAGGGCGGCGUGGCUGUCAUUACUGUGGGAGUGGGCGGCGUGGCUGGCAUUACUGUGGGAGUGGGCGGCGUGGCUGUCAUUACUGUGGGAGAGGGCGGCGUGGUUACCAAUUCUCGGAGCUUCAAGCGUGACGUCAGAGAUUUAGAAUCUUAUGAUUGGCUGAAUGUGUAUCUGAUCACUGCCAAUGGGCGAUCAGGUUUACCAUGGCGUGACGUCAGCUCCAUCAAAUUGGAUUUCAAAGAUAGAUGCGCCCUUACAGCCUGCCAAUAG
Messenger RNA from Procambarus clarkii (red swamp crayfish), 1551 nucleotides. The record is from RefSeq and is a predicted model, not a curated record. Lineage: Eukaryota; Metazoa; Arthropoda; Malacostraca; Decapoda; Cambaridae.